GAAGACUGACCACUUAUUGCGGAAGGGUCACGAGGCCUCGGCGAUGGUCAUCCGAGCGGCGUCGACCAACUCAGUCUUUGCAAGAGCGACAUUUUGUGGACCAAAGAAUUGGCAAAACUGGUUCCACCAGAGAAUACCAAGCUGCGACAAGAUCCUUCGGCUGGCAGGGUUCUUCCGGAUACCGGGACAGAUUUAGAGACAGAGAUUUUCAAGGGACCCAGUACAGACAGCCUUGGCGUCAAUCCUGGAACUCCAAGCCUAGAGGUACACGCAAGAGAAGAGGUUCCUUCGGCCUCCCACAGGAUCGCCGUAACCGACGACAUCUGGAGGGCAGUACUGGAUCUAAAAAGGCUAAAUCGGUAUGUACGGAAGAGACCCUUUCGGAUGGAAUCGUUCCGAACCAUCAAGUCAGCGAUCCUCCCUGGGGACUGGCUGGCAUUGCUCGACUUAUCCGAAGCUUAUCUGCACGUCCCAAUCCACCCGAAAUUCCGUCGUUUUCUCAGGUUUGCCUACGGCCGCACGUUCUUCCAGUACAGGGCUCUCCCGUUCGGCUUGUCUUCAGCGCCGAGAGUUUUCACAAAGCUGAUGGUGGCAAUCAUUGUUCAUGUCAGGGUGCAGGGCAUCCACGCAUACCCUUACUAGACGACAUUUUGAUCCGCGCAAGCUCAGCACCCCAAGCAGAGAAAGAUGUAGAACACACAAUUCGAAUCAUGGAGGAACAUGGCUUCAUAAUCAACAUGGUCAAGAGUCACCUUCAACCGUCUCAGGUGUUGUUGCACCUAGGUGUUCGGUUCAAAUUGAAGGAGGCGACAGUCAGCCUGCCAAAGGAAAGGAGAGGAAAAAAUUUCCUUGGCUAUCAGGCCUUAUUUACACAAAGCAAGAGCCCCACUAAUGCACUUAGCACACAUUCUGGGACUGAUGAUUGCCUGCCUGGAUUGCAGGUCCAGGACACAAUUCUGGCAGCUAGGCGUCCUUCGACGACUAGAAUUCAUCAGGUUACAUGGUCCACCUUUUGUUCCUGGAUGCGCAAGUCUGGGGUGGAUCCCUUACAAGCAGGAGUGCCAGCUGUUCUUGGUUUUUUACAAGCAGGAGUCAAAAAGGGUCUAUGCCCCAGCAAGUUGAGGCGACAGACAUCGGCGUUAGCUUCAGUUUUAAUCAUUUCCACCAAGGAGUCUCAUUCUUUGCACCCGGACAUUCAGCGUUUCUUGAAGGGGGCAGUUAACUUGGGUCCUCCUCCAAUUCAUAGAUUUCCCUCGUGGGAUUUGAACAAAGUUCUGAAUGCUCUUACUAAGACUCCCUUCAAGCCUAUGUGGAAGGUGCCCUUGAGACUCAUGUCCUUUAAAGUUUUGUUCCUUGUUGCUGUUACGUCAGCCAGACGUGUCUCUGAGCUGGCGGCUCUUUCAGUACGGGAUGAACUCUGUAUUUUCCAAAAAGAGUCAGUAGCUAUGAAACUAGACCCUACAUUCUUACCUAAGGUGAACACGGUUUUUCACAGAAGUCAGGAGCUUGUGUUACCUUAUUUUUGUCCGAAUCCCCGCCAUCCUAAGGAACACGCUUAGCACACAUUAGAUGUACGGAGGACCCUCCGCAUCUACAUUAAACGGAUUAAAGUUUU
Molecule: messenger RNA, 1615 nt
Organism: Hemicordylus capensis (graceful crag lizard)
Lineage: Eukaryota; Metazoa; Chordata; Lepidosauria; Squamata; Cordylidae
Exons: 3
Coding region: 711-1559 (282 amino acids)
Source: RefSeq, a predicted model, not a curated record